AUGGUGUCCAUACGUCCUUCUAUUACAGAAGGAGAGGUUACAUUAAUCCACCGAAGCCUUCCUCUGAUGUUUGCUGAUCUUUUCUUCAAGGAGGCUGUCUCUCACACAGAGUCCAGGAACAGCAGCAUAGUGAUUCAUCAGCCCUACUUCCUGCCACUCAUCAUUUUCCCACGCCAUCGCCACUCCCUCCUCAUCAUGCUGCGGCCAGCCUUCUCCAUCCGUGACAGAGAUCACGAGGUUGCUAGAAAGGCUUGGGAUCCUGCAGGCACGUUCCAUGGUGGUGAGUCAAUAGAAGGGAAAUUCCUAGGGUCACAUGUUCCCUCCAAUCUGGCUGAUAACAACUCUGUGCUCCGAGAAGGCUCCUUUUUGAGGGCUGAAGAUGGAGAAGAACCUACGUUUUAUUGUGACCACUGUGGUAGGUAUCUUACCCACGAUUCUUCAUCUGUGAGAAAGCCACACUGCCAUGGUAGGAAACACAAAGAGAAUAUGAAAGACUCCUACCAGAAAUGGAUGGAAGAGCAGGCCCUAAGCCUGAUCGACAAAACAAAGCCUGCAUUUCAGCAAAGCAAUAUACCUCCUGCUCCCUUCUCUGCUCCUCCUCCCGCAUGGACCAUGGCGCUGCUCCCUGAGUCUCCAGGUCCUCUUGGCCCUGGCAGGACGCCUGCUCCCCACAUGGAAGGCCCUCCCAUGAUGACAAUGAUGGGCCGUCCUCUUCCUGGAAUGAUGCCCGCGGGUCCUGCUCCUGGAAUGGGGACACCCAUGGAAGGCCACAUGCCUAUGGUGCCUCCAGUAAUGAGACCUCCUGCUCACUCUAUAAUGGCGCCCACUCGGCUUGGCACGACUUGGCCGGACAGGUAA
Onychomys torridus (southern grasshopper mouse) is the source of this 858-nucleotide messenger RNA. Its product is annotated as U1 small nuclear ribonucleoprotein C-like. Gene Ontology annotation, biological process: mRNA splicing, via spliceosome; spliceosomal snRNP assembly; mRNA 5'-splice site recognition. NCBI's taxonomy places the organism in Eukaryota, Metazoa, Chordata, Mammalia, Rodentia, Cricetidae. Gene Ontology annotation, molecular function: pre-mRNA 5'-splice site binding; zinc ion binding. The record is from RefSeq and is a predicted model, not a curated record. Gene Ontology annotation, cellular component: nucleus; U1 snRNP.